This is a messenger RNA of Hevea brasiliensis (rubber tree), 2362 nucleotides long. RefSeq names its product pentatricopeptide repeat-containing protein At3g12770. The transcript has a single exon. Lineage: Eukaryota; Viridiplantae; Streptophyta; Magnoliopsida; Malpighiales; Euphorbiaceae. Gene Ontology annotation, molecular function: RNA binding; zinc ion binding; protein binding. The record is from RefSeq and is a predicted model, not a curated record. Gene Ontology annotation, biological process: RNA modification. The coding region runs from base 136 to 2295 and encodes 719 amino acids.
UUUGAAUUCCUUGUCUAUUUUAGAUCAGAACAAUUUUUAUGUCCCCAUUUUUAUUGGGUGUCAGGACAUUUGUUCUUGUGCUUAAGCUUAACCCUCCAUGGUGCAAUGUCCUUCAUGUGACGGGGAUCCAAAGGAAUGCAGCGUCUGGGGUCACUGCAUCACCACUUCUUUUUAGGCUCUCGUAAACCUCUCUUAAACCCUUGCCCUUUCUAUUCGUUCAUCUCUAUCUGUACUUUUAGCUACUCUCCUGAUUCAACAGAAGUCAUUUACGACAAUCUUCUGAAGUCCUGUGAUGGCUUGGCUUUUCUCAAACAGAUACAUUCGGUUCUCACCACCACCAGUCUCAUCGAUAAAAGCCCUCACUUGGGUGCCCAAAUUAUCAUCAAAUAUGCUCAAUUUGGAGACCCCAAUUCCGCUAGAGCGUUGUUCGAUCAUAUUAAUAUCCAUGGUGACAAGCCUAGUUCUUUCCUUUGGAAUACGAUGAUUCGGGCUUAUGCAAAUGGUGGCCACUGUUUCGAAACGUUGCAGUUAUAUUCGGUCAUGCACAGAGCCGGCAUUUCACCGAACAACUACACUUUUCCUUUCAUAUUUAAGGUCUGUGCUUCGAACUCGUUGAUUCUUCUAGGGAAAGUGGCUCAUGGAGAUGCUUUGAAAACUGGAUUCGAUUCGGAUUUAUAUGUUGAGGCUGCUUUGGUGGACAUGUACGCAAAAGGCGAUCAAUUUUGUGAUGGUCGCAAGAUUUUCGACGAAAUGUCGAUGAAGGAUUUAGUUUGCUGGACAGCAAUGAUCACAGCCUAUGAACAGGCUGAGAAACCUGAAGAGGCUCUCAUUUUGUUCCAAAAAAUGCAACAGGAGGGGCUUUUGGCGGAUUCAGUUACUAUUGUGAGCGUUGCCUCUGCUAUUGGUCGAUUAGGAGAUGCCAAGAGGGCUCAAUCAGUUCAUUGUUAUGCCAUUCGCCAUUUGUUUCUCGAGGAAAUAUGUGUUGCCAACUCAGUUAUUGCUAUGCAUGCCAAAUGUGGGGAUAUGGAUAAGGCUUGCUUGGUUUUUGAUAUGAUGGAUGAAAGAAAUUCUAUCUCGUGGAACUCUCUGCUUUCGGGCUAUACCCAAAAUGGAAAAGCCAGUGAAGCUCUGCUACUUUUUGAUGAGAUGCGUGAUUCUGGAUGUGAACCUAACCCAGUGACAGCAUUGAUCAUGGUUGCAGCCUGUGCGUAUUUGGGCUCGUCCCAUCUUGGAAGGAAAUUCCAUGAUUUUAUUCUUGAUAGUAAAAUGAAAGUUGACAUGAACCUUUGGAAUGCGCUGAUGGACAUGUAUGCCAAAUGUGGAGACCUAGAAACUGCUGUGGAAAUAUUCAGUGGUAUUCAUCCAAGUGAGCGGGAUGUUUGUUCUUGGAAUGUAUUGAUUUCUGGGUAUGGCAUGCAUGGAUAUGGAAAAGAAGCGCUGAAACUCUUCUCUAGAAUGCAAGAGGAAGGUGUUGAGCCAAACCACAUUACUUUCACAUCAAUUCUUUCUGCUUGUAGCCAUGCAGGCCUUGUUGAUGAAGGGAGAAAGUGUUUCAGAGACAUGACAAAGUCCGUGACACCAGAGAUGAAACACUAUGCUUGCAUGGUUGAUAUGCUUGGACGAGCUGGGCUCUUGCAGGAAGCAUUUGAUCUUAUUAAAGAAAUGCCAGCACCUCCAAAUGAUUCUGUAUGGGGUGCUCUGCUUUUGGCUUGCAAAAUCCAUGGGAACAUGGAAUUAGGUAAAAUUGCAGCCAACAAUCUAUUCCAGCUUGAGCCAAACCAUACGGGAUACUAUGUGUUAAUGUCAAACAUAUAUGCAGCUUCAAACAGGUGGCAAGAAGUUGGGAAACUGAGACAAGAUAUGAAGAAUAAGGGCCUGAAGAAACCUGCAGCGUUUAGUGUGAUUGAGUAUGGCAGUGAAAUUCAUGGGUUCCACACAGCUGACCAUGAAAACCCAUAUUGGCAAGAGGUUUACAGAAAAGUCGAGAGCUUGACGAUUGAAAUGAAGUUGGCUGGGUAUAUACCAGAUCUAUCAUGUGCUCUGCAUGAUGUGGAAGAGGAAGAUAAGGAGCACAUCUUAAACUAUCACAGUGAGAAACUAGCUGUGGCUUUUGGAAUUCUGAUGAUUAAUUCAGGAAUGGCAAUUCGAGUCACGAAGAAUCUUCGGGUUUGCAAUGACUGUCAUUUAGCCUUCAAGUAUAUUUCGUGCAUAUAUGGACGGAGGAUUAUUGUAAGAGAUGCAAAUCGGUUCCAUCACUUUCAAGGUGGCAGUUGCUCAUGCAAGGAUUAUUGGUAAAUAGCACAUGUUAAACCCUAGCAACUCAGCUUUGAUGGUCAAGUAUUGACAUUGAAGUCUUUUGGAA